AUGGAUGACUUUGACAGGUUCAAGACUUCAGCGGAGAACAUAAGUGCCAAUGUGUUGAGAACUCUCACCUCUUCACCUAACACUGUGAGCAAAUUCACUCUUCUCGGAUUCCCUUGUACCUGGGAGAUUCAGGUGCUCCUCUUCUCGCUCUUUGUGAUCUAUGUCCUGGCACUAAUCGGAAACCUGCGCGUUAUCUGUGCAGUGUGGUGGGACCUCCAUCUCCACAACCCCAUGUACACCUUGCUGGCCAAUUUUUCAUUCUUGGAGAUCUGGUAUGUCAUUUCUACUGUCCUCAAGAUGCUAACCAAUUUUCUCUCUGAGACCAGCACAACCUCCUUCUCUGGCUGCCUCCUCCAGUUUUACUUCUUCUUCUCCAUGGGCACCACUGACACCUUAUUCUUGUGUGCCAUGGCCUUUGACAGGUACCUCGCAAUCUGCAGGCCCCUGCACUACCCCACUGUCAUGACAACUCCACACUGCAUCAAAAUGGGAUCCUGCUGAUGGGUGUGUGGCUUCUUCUGUUUUCUCCUCUCAAUUUAUCUCAUCUCUCAACUUCCUUUUUAUGGCCCCAAUACUAUUGAUCACCUUUUAUGUGACCCAGGACUCCUUAUGAAAUUGUCCUGUGUGCCAGCCUCUGCCACUGAGAUCAUCUGUGUCAUCUUUAGCUCUUUCGUAAUUUUCUCCACUUUCGUCUUAAUUAUCAGCUGCUAUACCCUGAUGACCAGAGCUGUGUUGAGAGUCCCCUCAGCAGAAGGCCAGCAGAAGGCUUUCUCCACAUGUGACUCCCAUCUGGCCAUGGUGUCCCUGUUCUUUGGUUCCAUAAUGGUGAUGUAUGUUAGCCCCCCAGCAGGCAAUCCAGCAAGAGUUCAGAAAAUUCUAACUUUAUUUUAUUCUGUGAUGACUCCAUUUUUCAAUCCCUUGAUAUAUAGCCUCCAGAAUAAGGAGACGAAGGAAGCCUUGAGAAAACUGUUUAAAAUUAUAAGAUUGGGUCAAAGACAGCCUCUGAAGAACUAG
Messenger RNA from Equus quagga, 1014 nucleotides. Its product is annotated as olfactory receptor 11H6-like. The record is from RefSeq and is a predicted model, not a curated record. Gene Ontology annotation, biological process: G protein-coupled receptor signaling pathway. NCBI's taxonomy places the organism in Eukaryota, Metazoa, Chordata, Mammalia, Perissodactyla, Equidae. Gene Ontology annotation, molecular function: olfactory receptor activity; G protein-coupled receptor activity. The transcript is spliced from 3 exons. Gene Ontology annotation, cellular component: membrane.